This is a messenger RNA of Cryptococcus wingfieldii CBS 7118, 957 nucleotides long. RefSeq names its product 2-dehydropantoate 2-reductase. Gene Ontology annotation, molecular function: oxidoreductase activity. Bases 1 to 957 code for a protein of 318 amino acids. Lineage: Eukaryota; Fungi; Basidiomycota; Tremellomycetes; Tremellales; Cryptococcaceae. Gene Ontology annotation, cellular component: cytoplasm. The transcript has 6 exons. The record is from RefSeq and is a predicted model, not a curated record.
AUGUCUUCCAAGCCUAAUGUCCUCUUGUUCGGCCUCGGUGGUAUCGGCGGUAUCUACGCUUCCAUCCUCCAGCUCUCACAGCGCUGCAACGUUCACGUCGUCGCGAGGAGCAGUUAUCAAGAGGUCAAGGAGAAUGGCUUUGCUAUUGUCAGUCCCAAGUUUGGGGAUCAUACGGGGAUGAAAUUUGCAGGUGUGUGGAAAAGCACCGACGAAGCUGCUGCCAGCGGUGCCGAGUUCUCCUACAUCCUGUGCGCCAGCAAGGCCCUUCUCGAUGCCAGUCCCUCUCUCUCGGACCACCUCCGCCCCAUCUUAAAUCCUUCCACCUCCGUCGUCCUGCUCCAAAACGGUGUCGGCGCCGAAGCCCCUCUUCACAAAUCUUUCCCAGACAACACCAUCAUUUCUGCCGUCGUCUGGACUGGCGGCAAGACACUGUCAGAUAAUAGCGGUGUCGAGCAAUUCAAUCGCGAAGGCCUGACAAUUGGCGUAGACUACAGGAAAGGAGGCGACAAGACGGAGGAAGAUGCAAAGCUGAAGACGCUCGUCGACUGGCUCGCAGCGGGUAAAGGAGACUGCACUUUAUCUGGAACUGCUGCUGCUCCCGCCGCCACGCUCCUCAAAACCGGCCCCUUCUUCGCUUCCUCCGACCUUGCCCUGCCCUUGUGCUACUCCAUCAUGAACGAAGUGGCCGCCGUCGCCAAAGCCAAGGGCCUCACAGUACCCGAAGGUAAAGUGGAGGAACUCAUCAAGACAUGCACGGAUGUAGAGUAUCCCGGGCUGCCGUCGAGUAUGAUGGCGGAUGUCAAGGCGGGGCGGCCUUCCGAGGUGGGAGUGAUCUUGGGUGUGCCUGUACGAGAGGGUAUCAGGCUUGGGGUAUCAGUGCCGACUAUCACCACGCUCUAUACUCUCAUCAAAGCUAUCGAUUAUCGUAAUCAGGACUCUGAUGCUGCCGGCGCUUGA